Molecule: messenger RNA, 7115 nt
Organism: Stegodyphus dumicola
Lineage: Eukaryota; Metazoa; Arthropoda; Arachnida; Araneae; Eresidae
Product: GTP-binding protein Di-Ras2
Biological process (GO): signal transduction
Cellular component (GO): membrane
Molecular function (GO): GTPase activity; GTP binding
Source: RefSeq, a predicted model, not a curated record
CCUUACGGACAAAUAAAUGACUUCAAAGGUGGUAGCAUUGUAGGGUUGCAUGAAGCUGGGUGGUCAUACCGAACAAUAGGCCGCCACCUGCAGCGUACAGAUACUGCUGCGCAAAGAUGUUGGCAGCAAUGGUUAUUACAAGGAAAUUACCGCCGAAAUGAAGGCUCUAGAAAGCCAAGGAUCACAAAUGUGAGGCAAGAUAGGAUGAUUGUUCACCUGGACCGAACCGCCCCAACGGUAUCAUUGUCGACUAUUCAACGCACUACAGCGACGUCUAUACCUCCAGUGGUACCCUCCACCAUCUCACGGCGCUAGUCUCUGAUGCGGAGUUUCGUUCACAGAGGCUUUUAAGACGUUUGCCUUUGACCCCACAACAUCGGCGGAGUCAUCUGGAGUGGAGUCGCAGCCGAAUCAUCGUGGCUGUCAUCAUACUGGCAUCGUAUAGUGUUCAGCGAUGAAGCCCGCUUCACUCUUGAAGCAGAUGACCCACCGUAUUCGUGUCUGGAGAGGACGGGGUCAGUGGUCAUCACCUGUUAUCAUAAGAAAUAUUUAGUCAUCCUCCUAAUUUACACUCAAAGGUAUGUUACUACCAUCCUGCGGCCGGUUGCAUUACCCUUCAUGGCACGUCCUCCUGGGGCUAUUUUCCAACAAGAUCAAACUACGCCACAUACCGUUCGCAUAUCUCUGGACUGCCUCCGUGCGGUUGACAAUCUUGCUUGGCCAGCUUCUUACGGGCCCACCGCCGGCCAAGAGGUAGAAUCGCUGAGCACUUGUAGUUCGGCCCGAGUUUCGAAUGCCGCGAACACGGCUGGCUGCAAGAGCGUUUUCGUGGGUUUUCCCUAUUUGUAACGUGUAUACGAGCAAGUUUCUCAUAGAAAGUCAUUCGCGAAAGUAGCCCUCCCCCUUAGACAGAUAGCCCUCGAAGCUUUGCCGUAAACACAUACACCAAACCAAACCAGUUUCCUACGACACGAUGUUAACGACCACUUUUCAUAUAUGUUUAGUUUUUUUGUGUUUAAUUACCCACAUUUAUAAUUAAUUUUAAUAAUUUUUACUUAAGCUUUGAUUAAUACAUACUAUUUACACUAUCACAUUCCUGCUCUAUAAGCCUUCUUGCUGAUUUUGUUCACUGCGGGAUAUGAUGAGUCGGAUCUCAUGCAAGUGCAUGACACGUGCGACGCUUGAUUUUGUUCACUGUGGCUUGUAAAAUAUCUAAUAAUUGUUUCUUUAUCUCCAAGACGUGUUUCAAUGCCGGAGCAGAGCAACGACUACAGGGUGGUGGUUUUCGGCGCUGGCGGCGUCGGAAAAAGCUCCCUGGUGCUUCGGUUUGUCAGAGGAACUUUCAGGGAGUCUUAUAUACCCACCAUCGAAGAUACAUAUCGGCAGGUGAUUAGCUGCAACAAGAACAUCUGCACCUUGCAGAUAACGGACACGACGGGUAGUCACCAGUUCCCUGCCAUGCAGCGACUCAAUAUCUCCAAAGGUCAUGCCUUCAUUCUAGUAUAUUCCGUAACUUCAUCGCAAUCACUGGAGGAGCUUCGUCCCAUCUUUGAAGUAAUUCGGGAAGUCAAAGGUGGAGAUAUGGAAGGCAUUCCCAUAAUGCUUGUGGGCAACAAAUGCGACGAGACAGAAUCCCGUGAGGUCCAGACGACUGUUGGCCAAGAACAGGCAAAGAAAUGGAACUGCGGUUUCAUGGAGACAUCUGCAAAGACCAACUGCAACGUCAAAGAGCUCUUUCAAGAACUGCUGAAUAUGGAGAAGAGGCGUAACGUAAGCCUCAACAUGGACACCAGCAAGAAGCGAUCUCAGCUACGAAAGGAGAAGCUGAAGGGCAAAUGUUCUGUCAUGUGAAUGGGUCCCUAUAUCUCUAACGCACAUCCGAAAGACCGAACUUCACCUUCCGCAAUUUUACCAUUUGAUAUGCUGAAAGAAAUUCAGUGAUCUGAUAUAAAUACGAAAGCAUUCUUCUAAAGUGGAAAUUGCUUGAUUCCGAAAAUAUUUUAAAACUGUAAUUUAUUACUUUUAAUUCCUUAAAUAUUAACUGACAUGCAUACAAGAGUUAAUAUAUUAAAAUAAUAAUAUGUAAUAUCAUUUAUACAAUUUUUUAAUAUUGCUUUAUAGUUCCAAAGCUGGUAGAAAUCGUUUUAUAUUCCAUUGUUGGUUUUCUUGUUAUGUGAGUAAAUCGUACUUUCAACUUAAUGAGCUUUCUGAAAUAAUAAUGAAGCGAACAAACAAAUAUUUCACAUACUGAAAAUAUACGAAUUAUAUUUCACAUACUGAACGAAUUAGAUUUCAAAUAUUUCACAUACUGAACACAUACACUUACGAAUUGCUGAAAUUUUUUUGCAUCAGUUUGCUAAAAUGUUUGUUUUACGGCCUGACCCUAAUAUACGGUAGAUUUCUUUUAACUCGUUAUAAUGUUUAAAGGCCCACCAGCGAUUUAGUUGUUAAGUUGCUGAGUGCUGGUAGAUCGGAGUUCAGAUUUCGGGGAAACGUGCUGGCUGCAUGGGCUUUUUCGUGUUUUUCCCCUUCAGUAACGUCUAUACAUGCCAAUUUCUUUUCGAUAGUCCUCCACGAAGACGUCCCUUCCUUCGACUACUUUGCCAUAAUCAAAUAAUUUAAACCAAACCAUAACGAUUGAAUUAAAAAAGUGACGAAAGCUAAACUUUCUUUUAAACUUAGUGUGGAGUUUAAGAUAUUUCUGCUCAAAAGUAUUUACUUGCUGUAAAUAAUUUUAAUCUGCUUGCUAUCAUUUUCCUUUUGUAAAUAUAUUGGAGAAGGAAUGAAAAAAAUAAAAGCUAAGUGCCAAACUUAAUGUAGUCUAGCGACAAUUUGAUUGCUUUAGUUUCAAAAUAUUUUAUUCAUAGAAUAAAUGUAAAAUAAAAUCGAGAUGAAUUAUUUUGAAGAAAGCAUUUACCUGACCUAAACUGUAUUUAUGGACUUGAUUUCCUGUGAAAUAUUUAUUAAUAUUUCACAGGGAAAUAUUUAUUAAUAUUUCACAGGAAGUUUUAAAGCAUUGCUUAAGAACAAAAUUUUGUAUUUAUGGAAUUAAUUAUUAUACAUAUUUUUUUUUAUUAGAGACUGGUAUUAGAAGCACAUAAGCAGGGUUUAACCAGAUGAAUUUAUUGACCUCUGAUCUUCCCUUAAGAUUCCUUCACAUAUGGUUAUAUUUAUUAACGUUGAGAAAAUGUGAAUGAUUUGAAUAUCAAAAUUUAGUUUUACUUAACCCUUAAAUGCACGAAUUUUUAUUUUUAUUUUAUUUUUUUAAUUUAAUUCAAAAAUGCAUUAGAAUUGAUAUAAAAUAAAAUAGGAAAAAUACUAAAAGAAUCUAAACUAAUUUUGUGUUCCAAUUUUUGAAAAAAUAUUAUUGUUACGAAAUAGCUACAUUAUGCAAACAAAUAUGAUAGGCAAAUGUGUAAUAACAAUUUUAUGUAAUAAUACAUAGCUUAUAAACUUGUUCAAACAAUUUUAAAACUUUGAAAUACAUCAAAAUAACAACAAACACAAAAUCAAAAAUCUCGUAAAUAUAAAUAAUGUCCACACCCUACACAUCAACUCACAAAUAAUGACCGUAACACCGUUAGUGGUGCCCCCAUACUGAAACUUUCAAAACUGUAUACGUAAACAGUGUGCAUCCAAUUGGUAACACUAUGCAGUAAGCUAAAAUUUGUGUUUUUAUUUGAUUUGCAUGACUAAAUAUGAGUAUGUUGCCAAAUGGUAACUACAUGCACUUUAAGAGUUAAGUGCAAGUAGAAGCAAAAGUUAAGUUUCAUAAGAAAUACGUAUAGAUGGCAACAUAUUUCUGUAUGUAUUACCGUAUCGAAUUUGUACACAUACAAGAAAAAAUUCCAGAUAGGAAAUAUGUGCAGCAUUUCCUCCUUAGAUGAGUACUUUCUAUUUGUUUUAAACGUAAUUUAUUCAUCUGAUAAUUUCAAAUAAUUAUCAAACAAUAAGUAGCAAGUUAUUAAUUUUAAAACCAGUUAAUAAACAUAAUUUAGUUCAUUUUUCUAGAAAUGCGUACAUCAUACUAAAUUGAAAUUAUGUAAAUGCAAUUUUUUUUUUUUAGACUUUUUUUUAACUGACUGUAGAGACAUCUGUAGUCUGAACUAUGAGCCGCAAAGCCACGAAAUUUUGUACGGUUACUAUUGACGACAUGGGAAAAAGGAAUCCGUGAAAAAAAAUAGUUCCAAAAGUUGCCGGUAGGGGGAAUAUUGCGCUUUUGAUCUAAAUUUUAAGUGUAACUGCACGAUAAAAUUUCCGACCACUUUAAAAAGUUACAGUGAACAGAUAAAUGAAUAACAAAGAAUUAAUUUUUCCACAAAUGUGCUUUAUUCUAAAAAAUAACUUCUGUAAAUGGUUACAAAUUAUAAAAAAAAGAGAACAUUCUAGUCAAUUUCCUUUUUAUUCUUUGCUAUUUUGUUUUUAUUUAGUAGAAUCGCUUUACCUGGGAAGACAUCUACCAUUUUCAAUAUGACUUCCAUUUUCUUGGACUAAGCAUUGCAUUCUGUUCACUGUACUCUCUACAGCAGUGUGGAACUCAAAAUACUGGCGCUUGUGUCGACUACGUAAUCGGGAUUUUGCAUUUUGCAAUAUUUUCCCGUGUUUUAUGCCAAAAUUUAACUAUCUUAAAGUGUAAAGCGUCCCAUUUUCCCCUAUCGGCAACUUUUGGAACUAAUUUUUUUUUCGCGGAUUCCUUUUUUAUCAAAUGUCCCUGUACAAAACUUCGUGGUUUUGCGGCUGAUAAUUGAAGCUAAAGAGGUCUCUGAGUACCGUCAGUAAAAAAAAGAAAAAUAAAAUAAAUAAAGUGAUAAAAAGAUAAAAGUGAAUGAUAAAGUGAUAGAGAGAUAAAAGUGAUAGCAAAUGAUUUAUAUAAUUACUAGUAGUACGUAUUUAUAAAGGAAUAAAAUCCCAAAAUGGUAUUGAAAGGUGAAGUCCAGUCUGUCGUUGUUGUCCUAUGUAACUCAGAUGUUACUUCAAGAGACGUGAAAGCUGUCCCAUAUGUGGGCAGUCGUUUUCCUUCCUUUGUUUCACGUGGAAAGCUGUCUUGAACUGCUGUGAUUGAAAUAAUGUCGGAACAAAAAACUGUUAGCGAUUUAAAUGGUAAAGACGCAUUAUUUUCCUACGCUCAAAAGAUCGCUGAUGAUUCAUUGCUUAACUUAUAUUUUCAUUGGAAAGCAUGCUCUUAUUGCAUUCUUAACGAAGAAUUUAACGGUAUCAGACAGCUUUGAAAAUAUAGGGCUGUUUGUUUUCCGAAGAAAAUAACGGUUCUGAAGUUCAUUUUUCAGAACUUUUAAAGUUUUUAAUUAUUUUAAUUGACUUGAGAGAUCAUGGACAAAUGUACGUUCAAAUUUGUUUAUAUAGAUCGAGCUUUAUAUUUUACAAUAUUCUUCGCUUUAGAAAGUGAGAUUUCAUGAUACCUAUUUAGAUAUUUCUCCAGUUUUCACUUAUCUCAUUGCUCUUGUAUUACUUUUGAAAUAUCUAUCUAUUAUAAGAUCGUAAAUGCUUGAAAAUGAUGACCAGUUUUAAGUAAUGCAUUUAGUGCUAUUGAGAAAUAAUUUUAAACGUACUUCAGCUAUCAAAUCCUUUACAAAGCUCUAUGCCUAAGAACAAAAGAAAAAUGUUUGUUCACGAUAAUUUAAUUUGUUCUGAAUUUUUAUUUAGGAUUUUUCUGUAAUAUCUUUCCGAUUUGGUUUUUAAUUCCAUGAAUUUUUAAAUUGUACAGUUGAAUUGUUUACUUGUUACGUGAUUGAAUUUUUUCAACGUUUUUAUUUUCUUAAUAAUAAAAAAAGUUAAAUCUUGCAGGUAUAAUACACUAGAAGUUUUACAGCAUUUAUAUUGCAGUUGAUUUACAUAAAGUCGAUUAUCUUUUGAAUCACGAUUUUAUUAAAGUAAUGAAAACAGUUAUUUUCUGAAAUUCAAUGUUGUCACACUUUUUAUCAUAUGUACCAAUUCCUGUGGCUAGUUCACAGUAAAUUAGAGUAACCAUCUUACCAUUGAAGUAGUAUAUCAUUUUCUAAACAAUUCUCUUUCUAUUAAUGUCUUAUAGUUUAACUGAUUUGACAAUUACAAUUCUUAAAAUGCGUUAGACCGCACGAAAUAAAAGAUGCGAAACAAGAAUCUAAGAGUUUAUUAUUACAUACGUAAUCCGAAAUGCAUAAUGACAAAGAGUCACCAAAUAAACACUGCUCCACAUUCAUAACAAUUCUGUUUGUUUCAUACGAAGUAAAAGACUUCCCUUCUUUUAAAAUAGAAGUAAAGUUUUUAAACGAUAGAAAGUCAGUUCCAUUGUCCACUUCUUAAACGAUAAUAAAUUAAUAUUAUUCUUAUUUUUAUUUUGUAAUUUAUAACGUUUCAUAUACAUGAAUAUUUAAUUUACUUUUUUAUAACAGCAUAUAACAACAAGUCCAAAAUUCUUGUCUUGUCGCUUUAGAUCUACUUUAAGCAUGUAUACUAUUAUAUUGCAAACACCAUCAAUAAUGAUAAUAUUUAUUAUCAUUAUUAUACUGUCAUUACAUAACGUAAAUCAUAAUUUCUCUUUCAAAAAAUGUCGUAAACCAAACGGUUACAUUACUUAAACUUCAUUGAUUAUAAAACUCUUACAUUACAAUCCCCCUUAAAUCCUUAUUAUAUCUUAAUUAUGGAAUCCUUACAUUACAACCCUUAAUUAGAAAACCCUUAUAUUACAACCCUUAAAUUAAACCCUAGAUCUAUUUUAAGCGUGCAUAGUAUUAUAUUGCAAACACCAUCAUAAUAAUGAUUAUAUUAUCAUAAAAUAACGCAAAUCAUAAUUUGUAUUUCCAAAAAUGCCGCAAAUCAAACAGUUGUAUUAUUUAAACUUCAUUGAUUAUAAAACCCUUAUAUUACAAACAGAAAAAUUGCAGAUUAUUUUAUAAAAAUGAUAGCUAUUGCUUUACUUACCGUUUAGAAUGGAUAAAUUUAAAUAAAGUAUCUUAAGUGUUUUCCUAUAUGUAUCCUAAUUCCAAAAUUUGAAUUUUGAAUUUAAUUUGGUACCCAUUUUAGUAAAAAGAACGGAAUGAUAUUUAAUAUAAUAUAUUAUUUCUAUAUUUAUAUGAAAAUGAUGCAUAGAAAAUUAAAAAUUUCUUUUUAAAUAUUAA